AUGGCAUCUUUUGAUAUCAACACAACCGGAGACGAUGUGCUUAAGCACUUCUCCAAGUACGCAGAGGUCAAAACAUUUGUCAUGACCGGCCCAAGUGAAAACGGCAUCGGCGCCGAAUCUGCAAUCACUCUCGCAUUUGCAAGCCUCCAGAGAAUCAUUCUUGUUGGUCGAACUGAAAGUAAAGUUAUUUCAGUGAUUGAAGCUAUCAGAAAGAUCAACCCAGAUAUUGAAGUCGCUUUCGUUGAAAUCGACCUUAUCAUUAACAAGAGCGUUCGGCAAGCAGAGAAGACGAAGACCUUGACGGAUAAGAUUCAUGUUCUUAUUAAUAAUUCUGGUGUCAUGGCUGUAAAACACUAUGCUACAUGUGUCGAUGGAGUUGAGAGCUAA
Molecule: messenger RNA, 387 nt
Organism: Botrytis fragariae
Lineage: Eukaryota; Fungi; Ascomycota; Leotiomycetes; Helotiales; Sclerotiniaceae
Product: putative short-chain dehydrogenase protein
Exons: 2
Coding region: 1-387 (128 amino acids)
Source: RefSeq, a predicted model, not a curated record